Molecule: messenger RNA, 635 nt
Organism: Cornus florida
Lineage: Eukaryota; Viridiplantae; Streptophyta; Magnoliopsida; Cornales; Cornaceae
Product: major strawberry allergen Fra a 1.07-like
Exons: 2
Coding region: 123-605 (160 amino acids)
Biological process (GO): defense response; abscisic acid-activated signaling pathway
Cellular component (GO): cytoplasm; nucleus
Molecular function (GO): protein phosphatase inhibitor activity; abscisic acid binding; signaling receptor activity
Source: RefSeq, a predicted model, not a curated record
GCCCAGGCUUCUAAGUUCUAGCUAUAAGUAGCAUCCUCUCACCAUCUCCUCCUAUCCAAAGAAAACUGCAUCUCCAACCAACUAUACCCUUUCUUACUUUGUGAUUCCUAAUCAUCUUGAAAAUGGGUGUCACCACUUCCACUGAGGAACAUACCAACACCAUUGCUCCAGCAAGGUUAUUCAAGGCAUCCAUCCUUGACUCUCACAACUUGAUCCCAAAACUCAUGCCACAGGCCAUUAAAAGCAUUGAGAUUCAAGGCAAUGGAGGGGCUGGCAGCAUCAAACAGAUCAACUUUGCUGAAGGUAGUACUUUGAAUUGUUUGAAGUACCGAAUUGAUGAGCUCAACAAAGAGACGUUCACUUACAACUAUACUCUGAUUGAAGGUGAUGCCUCGAUGGACAAGCAGAUUGAAUCAAUUUCUUAUGAGGUUAAGCUUGAGCCGUCUCCUAAUGGUGGAACUGUCUCUAAGAUGACGAGUAAAUAUUACACCAAGGGUGAUCUUGAGCUCUCGGAAGAGUUCAUUAAGGCUGGCAAGGAAAAGGCCAUGGGAAUGUACAAGGUUGUGGAAGCCUAUCUCCUGCAAAACCCUGAUGCCUAUGCUUAAUGUUCUUAUUCUCUAUGGUCUCUUAAGUGU